This is a messenger RNA of Durusdinium trenchii, 736 nucleotides long. The record is from the annotation of a GenBank genome assembly. NCBI's taxonomy places the organism in Eukaryota, Dinophyceae, Suessiales, Symbiodiniaceae.
CUGUAAGAUAGCACUAUCUGUUCACCGACCUGCAUUGGGUCAAACAAACAGCUUGAGCACAGAACCUCACACAUCUUGUGUUAUGUUUGCAAACAUGAGCACAAAAGUCCUGGCUCUAGGCUCUAUGGAAGCAAAUUUGGGUGGCUAGCAAGCAUGGCUUUGGCGGAGUUCACCAAGGCCGUCUUGUGAUAGGAGAAUGAAGAGAGUCUCUUUGGGCCGGACGAUGUGAUGUUCGCGAAGGGCGUCCUACGAAGAAAGAACAUGCCAGGACACUCCGAGCAGCGAGGGACUCCGGUUUGGCGACGCCGCUCAGUCCUUCAUGACAACAACCUGGACUUCAGCGAGGAACAGGCCAUGCGAAACGUGUCCCACUGGAAGCACGGCGGGCGAGCAUGCGUCCCAGAUGUGCUUGAGUCAGCCUCCUUCUUGCGCACACCGUGCAAGGAAGUAUUUGGACCACCCCAGGCACCAACGCAUGCCGCGGAUGCCCAGCGGCGUGCCACUCCAGUCGGAGUGGGUUGUUUUCUGUCCAUGUGCUUCCGGACAUCCCGAAGAAGGAACCCACAGCUGCCACUGAUGGCAAUGAAGGUUGCCCCCAUUGAGACGCAGGCACUGAGGCUCCAGCUCCACUACUGAUGACAAGUCGGUGACAAAGGACAAUCUCACCUCACCUCUCGACUUCCAUCUCAUCAUUGCUGGGAAUCAUUGCUCCUCGACUUCUUCGCUCCUUUUUCAG